Peronospora matthiolae is the source of this 528-nucleotide messenger RNA. The record is from the annotation of a GenBank genome assembly. NCBI's taxonomy places the organism in Eukaryota, Oomycota, Peronosporomycetes, Peronosporales, Peronosporaceae.
AUGGGACCAACCGGUCGUACCUCUGGCAUCUUCGACUUGGCCAUAUUGGCCAUAACGGUCCUAGACUCCAUUGUCAAGAAGGGCUACGGCAACGGCAUCAACAUCACGUCUGUUCAACAGUGGGAGAUGUGUCAAGGGUGUGCUCUUGGCAAACAAACUCGAGUGAACUUUAUGCCAAAGUCCCCAGAGAGUGCAAAGAAGAUGCUAGAAGUCAUCCACAGCGAUGUCUGUGGUCCUAUGCAAACAGCUUCGCUCGGUGGAAGCAGAUACUUUGUCACGUUCAAUGACGAGUAUUCACACUUUAGUGUGGUGUUCUUGCUUAAGAACAAGUCUGAAGUGGCUUCUAAGUUUGCCGAAUUCGUCGUAUUUGCAGAGACUCAGACAGGAAACCGCGUCAAGCUACUUCGCAGUGACAACGGCGGAGAUUACAAGUCGCAUGAGAUGACCAAGCUGUGCAGCAGUCGUGGCAUUGUACAAAAGUUCACGCCUCCUUACACACCUCAACUCAACGGGUGGCAGAACGGAUGA